This is a messenger RNA of Lichtheimia ornata, 1890 nucleotides long. RefSeq lists its product as uncharacterized. The record is from RefSeq and is a predicted model, not a curated record. Gene Ontology annotation, cellular component: Cdc73/Paf1 complex. The coding region runs from base 1 to 1890 and encodes 629 amino acids. The transcript is spliced from 10 exons. NCBI's taxonomy places the organism in Eukaryota, Fungi, Mucoromycota, Mucoromycetes, Mucorales, Lichtheimiaceae. Gene Ontology annotation, molecular function: protein binding.
AUGUCGGAUGAAAAUGAAAUGAUUAUCGUUGACGAUGACUCGCCUCCACCAUUGGAUGAUUUAGCACUUGACGACCUUCCUCCACCAUUGUCAUCAUCUUUAUCACCGUCAACACCUGUACCUAUUCAAAGUUCACGUUCCAAAAUUGCUGAGCUGGUCACGAAAAUGACAUGCAAACAUCGAAAGAACAAGCGUCAACCUGGAGAUGGCAUGUCAGAGCUCGACGAGGAUGAUGAUGAGGAUGAGAGCGACGAGGAACUUGACACUUCGAGCUCCACUAGCAGCAGUGAUGGCAACAUGACAGAUGACGUUAAUAGCAUUGAUACGGAUGAUCUGCUUGAAGAGGCUGAUGAGCUACCACCGUUACGAAACAAAAAGGUCAUCGUGUCAACGAGAAGAGUGGUUGCUAUGCUCAACAAGACGCGUGAAAAGAAGCUUCGGGCAUUGAAACAAGCCAAAACCAAGGCCAAGAAACGCGAUAACGAGCUCCUCACAGCAUUGUUGCUACGACCCCCUCCACGCAGGACGCGAAUCCAAGAUUAUCAAUAUGAUCCAGCUGCCGUUGAAGAGCUUGCCAAGCAGUACCCUGAUUCAUAUUGGCAAUUUCAUGCCGACAGAGAAUUCCCGAUGGUGGAUGUGAUUAAUGAAAAGUACCCGGUGAAAGCACUUAAUCAAAAUUUGGGUGAUCAUGGACCUGUUACUGCUAUGACCUUGUCACCGGAUGGGGUAAUUUUGGCUACAUUUUCAAGUACGGGUGCGAUCCAACUUUGGGACAUUGCAGACAAUUUUAAGCUUUUGAGACGCAUACGAGAUCAUGGAGAAACGCAGAUUGAGGAAUUCUAUUGCGGCAAGUUUUCGAAUGACCAAGAAUUGAUCGUGGCGGGUGGUAAACUCAAGAAUCGAUCUGUAUGGUCAUCCCAAGAUGAUGACAACCACAUUUUGCCGUGUCCGAUAAAGAUUUUUAGCGUGGAAACGGGCAACCGAGUAGGACAAUUGGAUGGACAUGCUGAAGAGGUUUUAUGCAUCAAAGCCGUGUCGUUCAAGGGCAAGAACUACUAUCUCAGUACAAGUCAAGAUGGCUAUAUUAUCAAAUGGCAAAUGGAUCAAGAUUGGAUUACGCUUGUAGAUUCGAUCUCCAUGGACGACGGGUUGACAUGCAUGGCAUUUACAGUGUCCUUUGUACCCAAUACGGGAAACAAGUUAUUUAUGGCAGCAUGUGAUGCGCACCUACGGCUGUAUGAUUUCGAGGAAGCUCUGCUACUCCAAACAUUCGAAGACAUUUAUUCCUCAUAUUGCGAUUGUGGAAAAUUCGUACAAUGGCUCGAUGAGUCUGAUAUGGAACAAGAUGUCACUACCGCCGAGAAAGCCAACGACGAUAGCAAAUCAGAUAAUGCCAAAGUCGAGCAAGCUGAUGACCAGCAAAAGGACAAUGACCACCAAGAAAACAAAGAAAAAGGAUCACCGGAGGAUCAAAAGGAAGCAUCCAAACAACAGCAUGCAUGGUUCAUUAGUCGAGGAGCUGAAAUAUGCGAUGUCGGUGAAGGGCUGUCAUCCAUCCCUAAUGUUUGCACAUUGCAUAAGCUCCUCUUUCCUUCAGAAACGGGAGGUCGAUUUCAGCUGGAACGAGUCAAGAGAUAUGGCCAUGAGGACUACCAUGCGAAUUCCUGGCUUGUGAAAAUCACCACCAACGGCCGAUAUCUACUAGCCCCAACUAUUUAUGGUCAACUAUUUGUAUUCAACAUGCUAACAGGGCAAGUAACAGCCGUCAUAAAAGAGCACGAAGACCUUGAAGUACGUGAUGUCAUUUUCCAUCCCUACCGACCUUUGGUGUUUUCUUCUGGAGAUGAUGGGUAUGUCAAGGUAUACACAUUCGAGGAGGGAGUUACAUAG